Molecule: messenger RNA, 777 nt
Organism: Aplysia californica (California sea hare)
Lineage: Eukaryota; Metazoa; Mollusca; Gastropoda; Aplysiida; Aplysiidae
Product: probable G-protein coupled receptor B0563.6
Exons: 3
Coding region: 1-777 (258 amino acids)
Cellular component (GO): membrane
Source: RefSeq, a predicted model, not a curated record
AUGAACAACUCUACCUAUGUCUUUGACAAGGGCGCGUGCCAAGCAUUGUUGGAGGGAGAAGUUUUUGAUAUUUUGAGAGUUGUGAACUACGUAUGUGUGAUUGUUACUUCUCUGGCUGGUAUUGUUGGGAACAUACUGAAUAUCGUCAUAUUUAGACGCCAAGGCUUUAGGGAUGGCACCGUCUUGUCCCUGCUGUGCCUUUCCGUCACUGAUCUGAUGUGCAGCCUGACGUCUCUCGUGGGCACGUUGGGAUUCCUCAUCAACUGGGUGCAAGUCCGCAGACAUCACAGCACAUUGAAGACAAUCUCCUCCAUCCUGAUGGGCUUUCUCCGCACCGGCUUCUCACAAAUGUCCAUGUUCACAACGGUCAUCUUGUCGUUGGAGAGAUGCCUUUGCGUGGUGAAACCUUUGACCUUUAAGAAGCUGCUCACGAGACGUCGGACGGUGAUCAUGCUCGUCCUCGGCCACCUGGAGACUAUCGUGACCUACUUUCUGCUAUUGGGUAGUUGCCGUUACUCCUGGACGUUCGACCCCUCCGCGAACGCCACCAUCUUCAAGAGGAGUGAUACGAAAGCUUACAAAGAAGUGCUCAAAGUGCACUCCAAUCUCAACGGAUUAGUUGUGACCUUGACCGUUGUAACAGUGAUCAUCUUCACUUCGUGCGUCACAAUUUUCAGUCUCAAACGUGCGUCAAGAUUCAGACUUUCCGCUCAGUCAAACUGGGCCCAGGUCAAGGUCCAUAUCAUGUCCUUCGUCCAGUUCCGUGUCAAAUACUAA